This is a messenger RNA of Paramisgurnus dabryanus, 2048 nucleotides long. Its product is annotated as BEN domain-containing protein 2. NCBI's taxonomy places the organism in Eukaryota, Metazoa, Chordata, Actinopteri, Cypriniformes, Cobitidae. The record is from RefSeq and is a predicted model, not a curated record. Gene Ontology annotation, molecular function: DNA binding.
CGCGGAGAGCAAUGACAGAGCAGAACGGGCGUGGUUUGAGUCGACACCUAACCUAAAUACACGCACAAUAACAACAACCUAACUUUGAGUAUAGUAUUGGUACCAAAACAUAACUACAUUUUUAUAAUAAACGAGAACGCGCACGAGAGUGACAGCAGCGGAUCAAGCAUGUCUAUACACGUCAUAAGAGAUGGAUUUAUUAGCGGCGGUGGAUCGUGUGGUUUGAAGACUGAAACAGAUGCCAGCACACCAGCAAUGAGAUUCAGAGGUCCCAGUCCUCUCAGUGACAGUAUGAUGUCUGAGGCAGGUGAUGAUGGUUUCAUACAUGAAGUGUCACAGGAUACACAGGAGGGGGAGAGUGCCAUUUCACCUUCGACGUAUGGAGCUGAUCUACAGAGGACUCUGGGAGAGAUUCUUGCAUACUGUCAGGUUACAUAUGGAGCCAUUCUGAAACUUGAUGAAAAGUUUGACAUGCUCGAGACUAAAGUAGCAAACAUUCAGAGCCUACAGCAGAAUCCAACACUUCUCUCACAGAAGACACGUGUGUCAGACAGCUUCCAGAGCAGAACUGAAGGCUCCACACCACAACAAUUUCACAUUUCCUCUCCACUUCCAUCUGUGAAGAGCAGGAAAUCUCUGAUGCUGUCUCGCGGUCCUGAGGUCAAGACCCCUGAACGGCUUAGCCAGAUUCAAUGCCAAAAUACUGAGAGAGCCACAAUUACCCAAAGUUCAACAAAAGAUCCAUCCGUUAACACCAACAUAACAAAGCAACAGCAGGGUCAACUUCAAACCAGCACAGAGAGCAGUGACCCAGCUGAACACAUCUCUCCUGCAAAUACAUGUUAUGUGGGUAACUAUGAGAGGAACGUUUUUCUGCCAAAGUGUGUCGUACAGCGAGCGGGAAAAAUGACACGACCCAGCGCAGCUGCACGACAUCUGUUACGACACCUCUUUACAGCUGAAGAACUUUCUCAAAGCAGCAAUAACGGAAAUCCAACCAGACAUCUGAAGAGGCUCGACCCUAACAAGAUCAGCGCCAUCAGAGUUUUUGAUCCAACAUGCAAGUCAGCAGUUUUUGACAGUGUCCUGUUGUUCACAGAAUGGGCGGUAAAAAGGUUCCCAAAAUUUGACCUUAGUGAAAAAGGCAAAGACUGGAAAAUUUGUCUGUCUGUAAUAAACUCGACGACACGCUACUUUCGCUUCAUGGCCAAGACACGGAAGCAAAAGAUGAAACCCGAUGAAACAUUACCACAAGAGACGAGAGCUUCAUCUGGACACACAGCAGAGAUUGAUGUUGAGCUGUCAGACAGUGACACUGAGCAGAUGAACAGGAUUAACUCGCUGCCAAAUUAUAACAGCGCAGAUGCUUCCUGUUACAUCUUGGAUGGAAGUUCACCCAAACAAGUGCAUCUCGGGCCUCCUCAUCGAGAAGUAAAGGUCCCCGAGUUCGUCUUGUCUGCUGCACAUCUGCGUACGCGUCCUGAGCUCAUCGCUCGAUAUCUCAUUAAAUUCAUCUUUCCAGAGGACGUACUGGUACGCAGUAACGUCUAUGGUGCACGGCGUGGCAUUCAACCCCUCGACCACAACAAAAUAUCUGCACUUCGGGAGUACCUGUCAGAGCGUUUUCCCUGGAUGAAGCUGGAGGAGGAUGGAAGUGACUGGAAGGUUUGUGUUGGAGCUAUAAACAGCACCAUCCGCAAGUUUCGAUAUGAGCACAAGAUGGGCAUAAGGAGAAAGAAACGCUGAGACACUCGAACUUUUGGAUGGUUAUUUGUAAUGUGUAGUAUCUCUUUGUGUCAAGAAACACUAUCACAGCGUGUUUUUCCUAGGAUGUGUGAAUAUUAUAUUAUUUAUACUGUUAUUUAUUUUGGUUGUUAUCCAAGUCUUUAGAAGUCUAUAUAUAUAUAAAAUUGAAGUAUUUUUGCCAAGAAAGCCUAAGCAAAAAAAUUCACUUUUUAUUUGGUAACAGAAAUAUUACAAUUUUAUAGCAGAAAUCUGUACAUAUAGUAGAUAAAAUUUGAAACAGCAACAGCUGUGGAUAAAGAGAG